AUGCCUGAAAAGGAAGACACGUCUAAAUCAACUGCAAAUCCACUUAAUUUGACAACCCCUAGAAGAAAACUGAAAAUACUAUCAUCUCUCCUUGACGCAAAAGAGUGCCAUAGUACGCAGAAUCAACACAACUAUCCAAGUAGAAAUAUUAACAAGUAUAAGGUAGCAAAGCCUACUCGACAAUCACUUUUACGUGAAACAGUUUCGUUCAGGCGAAGCGAUCAUAUUCGUAAUAAAUCUUUACAUGAAGAUAGCACAAAGGCAUUAGAUUGGGUGGGUUCUUUAAUCAAUAGAGGAAAAAGUAUACUUACUACACUAGAAGAUGAAGAUGCUUUGUUUGAACGUGAACUGGAGGAAGAAAGACAACGUUUCCAGCUUCAUGAGUCCUUAAUGAAUAAAUACACCGAGAGCAGUAAAUCUCAUCAGCGAUUAAUCGAUCUCAGGAAGCAUCAAUACGGAACAGAUACUUCUUUUCAAAACAAUGAUGAGAUUCCUUUAGAUAGUUUCAUAAGCUCUCCUUUACCGGAGGCUGACGACAAUACACCCUCAAAUAUCGACUCUGAUGCGGAUGAAGAUUUGAAAGGAAAUCAACCUUCAAUCAAUAGUUUCAGUCUUGGAAGCAGUGAAAGCGAUUUUUCUGGAAAGGAAGAGAACACUGACAACCAGAGCGAUUCUUCAAUAGUGAUAAUAUCAGAUCAAGAAUAUAAAGAAGAGGAAACACCCCAAGGUAUAUCAAGCGAAGAUGAAUAUGAUGUUCAAGAGGAGAAGAAAAGUAGCAUGCGGGAAAUAGAAAGAGUAUCAGAGGAUGGUGAUGGCAUGCAGAAUAAUUAUGAAAAAGAUGAAGAAGAGUUGGAAGGUUCAAUAGAUUUUUCCAAAUACAUGCAACCGAAGACAGGUAACAUCGACAAUUCUGUCAUUGUAGAAGGUGAAUCUUCUCAGCGUCAAAAUUGUGAAGAUUAUUCAAAAAAUGGCGCAUUAUAUUCCGGUUCAGUGAAUAUUUCAGUGGAGGAUGAAUCUGGCGAUGAGGAAGAUCAAACUGGAAGUUAUUCAACAAACGAUGAAAUUAUACACUAUCCUAAUCAAAAAGAACUGGAUAACAAGAAGCUGAUCAACAAUAGUCAAUCAUUAGCAAACGAACAAGAGGAUACUGACAAUAUCACUGAAUAUGAAAAUCCAAGUUUCGAAAAUGACAUUUUUAUUCAAAGCGAAAGAGAACAGCAGGAAAGUGACGGACAAUCUGAAAACUGUGAUAUUAUUAAUUUUUCCUCAGAUGAAUACUCUUACCAAAACAAUAGUGGAGAUGAGUACUCAGAAAAAGCCUUAAAGGAUGACGUAGAACCUGUCAUAGAAGAAGGAGAGCAACAUACUGUCGAUAGAAAAGAUAAUGAGGUAGAUGCACAUAGCGUCGGAAGUAAUCUGCACCAACAAAAGCAAAUUAUCGAGAUUUCACCUAAUAACUUGUAUGACCUCGCUACCAGAGCUAUUCUUCAAAUGCAACAAAGUGAAAGUUCGUUUCGUUCUCAGCGAGAAGAAAAAGUGUCCGGAUCUGAUCAAGAACAUUCAGGUAGAGUUGAUGUAUUGACUACGUCUUCAGAGGACGUGGAAGUGCAACCAACAAGUCAAAAAGUCACUUCAUGUUACCCCCGAAAUGAAAAGGUGAAAGUUGACCAAGAUGGUACUCGUCCGUUUGAUGACGUAAUGUAUGAGAAAACUUCUGAAAAGAGAGUGAAUUCAGCCACAGAAGAGAGCUCUUCAUCAUUAUCUACAGAUAAAGGGCUUAACAAAUCAUCGAUAGUAACUGAAGACAGUGUUUACUAUUCUCUUGAUGAUAUUGAUGUUGUUCCAGAAAAUUUGAUAGAUGCUCCUUUUUUAGAACACCAAGCAGCUUUUGGAUAUGAAGUAGUGUUUACUGGAUCUGUCUAUAGUUCUACUUCCUCCGAAGAUAAUGCGGAGGUCAUGCCACAAGAAGUAGAUUAUGUAUCGCCAUUUAUUAACGACCCAUUUUGUUUGUCGAACGACGACUGCGAAGAAAAUAAUGAAAUAUUAACCUCAACGUUGGCAGCCCUUACUCCAGCUUUUGAUGACAAGGAAGCCAAAGUUAGAGGAUCUGGAACUAUGCAAUCUUGUUCGAUAUCUAAAUCAGAAGGUACAAAUAUUCUUCCAGCCAGCCGAAAGAGUAAACAAAUGAGUGAUUCUGAUGAGAUCACGGAGACCGCUAAUUUCAAAGAAGGCAAUACACACGAUGAAAAAGAAAAAGAUGAUGAAAUAUUUUCCACUAUGGCAAUAUCCGCCGAUAAAUCGAUUGAUGACAACAUGGAUGAGAAAUACUUUUCGGCAGUCAAUUAUACCAAUAUUACAGAAGAUUCUUCCUUUCAAGAGGUUAUCGAACCAGCGACGGAUGUGGAAGAAACUUCAAGCCUCUAUGUAGAAAGUGCGAACAAAGUAGAAAAUUCAUCAGGUAAUGAAAAUGGCGAAAAAAACGAAAAUGUUAACACAACUCAGGAUAAAUUUGUAGCCGAUCCACCAGAAAAUUACCAACGAAGUGUUAAUGGCAUCAACUUUUCUUCUGUUGAGUUAAUAACAAAAGAUGAGGAUCUGGGAGAAGAAUUACCCGAGAAUAACCCUGCAAAUCAUGAGGUUCAUCCUGGUAUGGAUUUUGAAAAGCAACAUCAAGGGAGAAGUUCUCAGAAUAGUUUACAUGAAGAAAAUGAUACAAACUUAGAAGAUAAUCAUGAAGUACAUGAUUCAAGACAUGGUCAUGAUGAAGAAUAUGAGAAGGUUUUCGAUGAAAAAGAUUUAACGGGUCCAGAAUUCGGUCACACUGAAAACAGAAAGGAUAGCACAACUAUAGGUACGAAGAAAGGUGUUCCUGGAUUCAUAAAGCGAGAGAAAGAAGCAGCUUAUGCUAACUAUGAAGAAGAGGUACUCUCGAAGACAACUAAUGCCAGUUCAUCUGUAGAUAUUCAUAGUAAUAGCGUGCUCAAUGAAAACUUUGAUCAAGAGGAAAACCCAAAAUAUGAAGAAAUUGAAGAAAAGAUUAUCAUUCAAAAUGUAAAUACAAAUGAAGCACAAUUUUCUAUUAUCGAAACGUUUGAUGAAGUUGUAACAGAGAAUAAAACUAAGAACCUAGAAAAGUCGUGUAUUGAAGAAAGACAUCAUGAUGUUCUUUCUGGAACAAAAACAACUAUUUUUGGAAACAAACAUGAAGAAAAACCCAAUAUGCAUAAUAUAGUGAGCCAAUUUCCCCCUGACUUUGAACAAAAAUAUGAUCGGACAACUGAGCACAAUUUUGGAGAUUCUACUAAAGAUAAUGUGGAAAUUCCAGUUUCUAAUACUGAAUCUCAUCCUGAUGAUCGAUUGAGGCCUGAAUCUAACCACACAAGUGUUUUUUCAUCUCCAAUUAGGGUUUUUGAAACAGUUGCAAAGGGUGUAGGUAAAGUAGUGGACUUAGCCGAGUCAUUCGUGAAAAAAAUUGAUGUUAUGGAUUCUGAGAGUGAUGAUGAAAAUGAAGAAGAUUUAGAAAGAAAAGUGCCUUCCAAUACAUCGGAUAAUAUAGAAAGUAUAGUUAUAAAUGAGAGAGACAGCGAUGAGGAUGAAGAAAGCACUUUCGAAGAAGCUAUUCCAAAGAUACCCAGUGGCGAUAAUAAUUCUCACGCAAUAAGAAUUGAUGCCGAGAAGAACGAUAAUAAUGAAAGAGAAUCAUGUCUUGGUAGUUAUUCAGACGUAUCUGAAAAAGAAUUAAAGGACAAAAGAAGUUUACAGGACUCCAAAGGGUCACCAGCCAAUGGUUUACUAUUGGAGAAACAUGAACAGAAUGAAAACCGUAACCAAGAAGGAGAAGAUGAAGAACCCAUAUAUGGAGAGAAAACAUCAGUUAACACCCACGUGAGUGAUUUGAAUGAUAUCAAAAGACAAAAGCUUCUCAAGAAUUUAAGUGAUUUGCAGUAUUAUUCCCAGAGGCUCACACAUGGAUUUGGACGAGGCACAACUCAAGAAGAGUCAAAAGUAAUAAACACAAGUGCACACCAAGAUUUUACUUUUGAGAACUCUGACGAAAAUGAAUAUGCCAGAGUCAUCGAAGAAGACAGCGUUUCGGAGUUAGAUAUUAGUAAUCAAUUUACUACAUAUGAAGAACACAUACCAAAAAAGCAGGACAAGUCAAUAGAUGAACUACAUUCAGAGCCAGAAGAAGGAGAACUGUUUGUAUUGGAAAGUAAGGGCCCUACGCAAAAAGAGACCUUCUGUAAAAGCGAUGUUGACGGUGAACAACUUGGAAUACCAUCUACAGACCUACCGUCUGAUCCUCCAUCUGAUAGAGAAGGGACUGCAGGUUUUUACGCAAACUUAAACUCUGAUAAUGCAGCUACGGAAAUGAAUGUGCGGACGUCACCAGAAGUGUAUGAAAUAUUCUCAGACACCCCAAAUGAAGCCCCCAUAGAAAUUGGUGAUCAGUCACCCAAUAGUGUGUUGGGAAAAGGUAAUGCAACUACGAUGACACCCGUCUUAGAUGGCAAAUCAGAAGAUACUGUCAACCAUGAUGUUGUUAAUGAGGCAAGUGACAAUUUCAUUAAUAUUAAAGUAACUGAAGCUGAAGAGCCUGAAGCUCAAGCAGUGGAUAUUCCUAUUGAGGUAGAUGUUAAGGAGGAACAAGAAAAGAUGUCGUCAAAUUCCAACCUUGAUGAACAGAAAUUGAACACAGAACAAUCCAAUGAUGUAGAGGAACUAGGGAUCAAUAGUGCCGAGGAAAUUAAUCGUAGAGGGGAUAAAGUUAAAGCCAAAAAAAAAAGUCGUAAGAGAAACUACAACAACAGGAGAAGGAAAAGAAAAAUCACAGAGGAUAGUCCUGCUACUUCAAAUAGCAAAAGACUUAAAAAACAUGAGGCCAAAGAACGUGGAAAGAAUACACAUCGAAGUGCAAACAAAUAA
Molecule: messenger RNA, 4926 nt
Organism: Saccharomyces mikatae IFO 1815
Lineage: Eukaryota; Fungi; Ascomycota; Saccharomycetes; Saccharomycetales; Saccharomycetaceae
Gene: ESC1
Product: Esc1p
Exons: 1
Coding region: 1-4926 (1641 amino acids)
Source: RefSeq, a predicted model, not a curated record